AUGGCUGCCAGUGUCCCAAAAAUUGACGGGUUGAAAUCUUUGGGUAAUCCUUUGGAGGAUGCUAAAAGAGCUGCAGCAUACAGAGCAGUUGAUGAAAAUUUGAAAUUUGAUGAUCACAAAAUCAUUGGAAUUGGUAGUGGUAGUACGGUAGUCUACGUCGCCGAAAGAAUAGGGCAAUAUUUGCAUGAUACUAAUUUUUGUGAAGUAACGUCUAAAUUCAUUUGCAUUCCAACAGGAUUUCAAUCUAGGAACUUGAUCUUGGAUAACAAACUGCAACUAGGCUCCAUUGAACAGUAUCCUCGUAUUGAUAUAGCUUUUGAUGGUGCUGAUGAAGUGGAUGAGAAUUUACAAUUGAUUAAAGGUGGUGGUGCUUGUUUAUUUCAAGAAAAAUUGGUCAGCACUAGUGCUAAAACCUUCAUUAUUGUUGCGGAUUCAAGAAAAAAGUCGCCAAAACAUUUAGGUAGGAACUGGAAGCAAGGUGUUCCCAUUGAAAUCGUACCUUCCUCAUAUGUGAGAGUCAAGAAUGACCUAUUGGAACAAUUGCAUGCCAAAAAAGUUGACAUCAGACAGGGAGGUUCUGCUAAAGCAGGUCCUGUCGUAACUGACAAUAACAACUUCAUUAUCGAUGCGGAUUUCGGUGAAAUUUCCGAUCCAAGAAAAUUGCAUAGAGAAAUAAAAUUGUUAGUCGGCGUAGUGGAAACGGGUUUAUUCAUCGACAAUGCUUCAAAAGCUUAUUUCGGUAAUUCUGAUGGCAGUGUUGAAGUUAUGGAAAAGUGA
Messenger RNA from Saccharomyces paradoxus, 777 nucleotides. RefSeq names its product ribose-5-phosphate isomerase RKI1 (gene RKI1). NCBI's taxonomy places the organism in Eukaryota, Fungi, Ascomycota, Saccharomycetes, Saccharomycetales, Saccharomycetaceae. Gene Ontology annotation, biological process: D-ribose metabolic process; pentose-phosphate shunt, non-oxidative branch. Bases 1 to 777 code for a protein of 258 amino acids. Gene Ontology annotation, cellular component: intracellular membrane-bounded organelle. The record is from RefSeq and is a predicted model, not a curated record. The transcript has a single exon. Gene Ontology annotation, molecular function: ribose-5-phosphate isomerase activity.